Molecule: messenger RNA, 1312 nt
Organism: Kockovaella imperatae
Lineage: Eukaryota; Fungi; Basidiomycota; Tremellomycetes; Tremellales; Cuniculitremaceae
Exons: 8
Coding region: 268-1236 (322 amino acids)
Molecular function (GO): oxidoreductase activity
Source: RefSeq, a predicted model, not a curated record
CCUUCCUCCUUUUCAGCCUACUCUGAUGCGAUGUUAACCCUCAUGUAGAUGCGAACGGGAUCCACCGUAUCAUAAUCUGAAGUCGUCAGCCCCGACAGCGUGCCAUUGCUGAAUCAUCACUGCGUCCUCAGAAAAUGAUAAAUAGUGAAGUAUCUGGCAAUCCUACAUCGCUCUCGCUCAGCCAUCAUUCCUGAAUUGCUUCAUACUUUUCGCAGAGCGUUCGUGGCUCUCCAAACAACACUGAUCCCUCAUCUUCACCGAACACCAAUGACGAGCGUCGAUCCCAGCUCUUUCGGAGCCAAAACUCUAGCUGUCGAUGUCUGUCGUCGAUACCCUGGAUCCAUCAAGGAUCGAGUGAUCCUCAUCACUGGUCCUACUGUCACGAGUAUAGGCUAUGGUACUGCGGAAGCUGUGGCUCAACUGGAUCCGAAGUUGCUCAUCCUUGCUGGUCGGGAUAUGACCAAACUGGAGCAAGCUCGUCAUAAGCUUCAGAGCAAAGUCAAAGAUGCUCCAGUCAAGCUGCUCAAGUUGUGCUUGACUGAUUCAGCCCAGAUCAAAGAGGCCGUCGAGGAGCUCAGAUCCUGGCAGACGCCGAUAGACGUGGUCAUCAACAAUGCCGCCGUGAUGGACACCCCCUAUGAACUCACUCCUGAAGGCCACGAGCUUCAAUUUGCGACAAAUUACCUUGGUCCUUGGCUUUUCACGCAAUCAAUUAUCCCCCUUGUCUUGGAAUCGAAGGGGAAGAGAGUGGUUAUGGUCUCCAGUGUGGGACACCACAACGGUGAUAUCAGAUGGGACGAUCCAGCAUACACGAAAGGUUACGACAGGAAGCACGCAUAUGGACAGGGUAAAACCGCCGAUAUCCUAUACGCCAAAGAGUUGGCGAAGCGUUUCAGGGGUCAAGGAUUGACUGCUUUCUCUCUCGACCCCGGUGGCAUCUCGACCCCAUUACAAAAACACUGGUCACUCGAAGAAAAGCAAGAGGUUGGGAGGAAGUACGGAGCAUUUCAUCAAGAUGGAACUGUGAACCACGAAGCCGACGUAUGGAAGACCAUCGAUCAGGGCGCGUCCACAACCUGCCGGGCCGCUUUCGACCCUGAUAUCGCAUCUGAGAGCGGUUCCUUCCUCGUCGACUGCCAGAUUCGGAAUGACAAACGAGCCUCGUAUGCUGGAGAUGAUGCUGCAGCGGAGCGCCUUUGGAAGUGGACUAAUGAGUUGAUGGGCGAGAGUUUCUGAAGUCCAGAACUAGUUACUUUCAUCUCGGCUUCUUUCAGACUAUCGUAUCGUCAUUCGCAUGUAGGAUGUACCAGCG